AUGGAUGGUCAGCAGCAAGAGAGUCAAGAGGUGAAAUCUGAUGUGUUCUGGUCUCCCCACCAAAGUGGUCUGAUGGGGGGAAAAGUACCAGGAGAUUGUCGGGGUCCACUGAGGACAAGCAACAUCAAAACAGAGCCAGGUCCUACACCAUUGGUGAAAAGCCGGCCGGAUGAGAGGAGUGAUACUGAGGAGACAAAACACGUGUCCAGGUUGUCACUGAAUGCUGGACCCAUGUCCAAGCGGCUAGACAACUUCAUUGUGGACAUCACUAACGCCACCCGAAAACAAUAUUUCCCCAACAGCCAAUGCCACCCAAAAAAACCCAUCUCCCCAGAGCCCGUAUCCCCGGCGGCCAAAGCUCUUACAACGCUCCGCCGCAACAGUGACGGUUUCAGUAGACCAUCUAUCUUAGAGAAAGAUGAGGGCAAGGAGACCGCAUUACACUGGAGAAGGAAGGAGGAAGAAGAGCAGCCCUGUGAGGAGAAGUAUGAAGAGGACUUUGAGGAUGCCCCUGGACUCUCAGAUGAGGAGGAACCAGAACCACGGAGGAAGAUCAAGUUCUCAACAUCACCAAUACGGGUGUUCAGCACCUACUCUAACGAGGAAUACGACCGGCGCAACGAUGAGGUGGACCCCGUGGCGGCGUCGGCUGAGUACGAGCUGGAGAAGAGGGUGGAGAAGAUGGACGUAUUCCCCGUGGAAAUUGAAAAGGGAGAUAACGGCCUGGGCAUCAGUAUCAUAGGGAUGGGAGUGGGAGCUGACCAGGGCCUGGAGAAACUGGGAAUCUUUGUGAAGACCAUAACAGAGCGGGGAGCGGCUGAACGGGAUGGCAGGAUCCAGGUGAAUGACCAGAUAGUGGAGGUGGAUGGGAUAAGUCUGGUGGGAGUGACUCAGCUGUUUGCUGCUACAGUCCUGAAGAACACUAAAGGAACGGUCAGCUUUCUGAUUGGCCGGGAGAAGCCGGGGACACAGAGCGAGGUGGCGCGUCUGAUCAGCGAGACUCUGGAGCAGGAGAAGAGCCAGCAGGAGCAGCAGCACCGGGACGACCCCUACGAACAGUCCACCGAGGAGGAGGAGCACUACGAGGAGGAAGACGGAGAGGAGGAAGAUAUGCUAAGGUCUAGUUUCUCUGGCGGAAGGACGGUGGAGGUGUUUGACCUGCCGGAGACAGAGGCCAUGUUCAUGCCCUUCAACAUGGACUCCACGCAGAUGGSCUUGAAAUUCCAGGAGCUCCAAGUGAAAUACAGCUUAGGAACAACGGCAAUAAACCAACUGAAGGAAAAGUUAAGGACGUCCGAGGAGGACAAAGCAUCCAGGGAGACGAGAGUGGCUGAGUUGGAGCAGAAGAUUGAGAGCAGCAAUGAGAAAAUGUUGAAUCUAGAAGGGUACUGGCUAGAGGCCCAGGCUCUGUGUAAAACUGUCAAUGAGCACCUGUCUGAGACCCAGAGCCAGUACGAGRCCCUGGACAAGAAAUACAACAAGGCCAAGAAACUUCUCAAAGAUUACCAGCAGAAGGAGAUUGACUUUGUGAAGAAGGAGGAGGAGCUGAAGAAAGUUCUAGAUGAGAAGKAUCGAUGGUACAAGGAGCAGCUUCAAAGCCUGCAGGACAGGAUAGCGGUCCUGGAGGGCACGCCAGAUUCUGCUGACCGCGUGGAGACCCAGUCAGGUCAGGACUUUGCAGAGGAAAGGAGAUGGAGCAGCCAAGGGAGUGAAGGCCCCGUCACCAACACACAGUCUGUGGACUCUCUACUGUUAGAUACAGACUGGAGCGAGCUGGUCCCUGAGACUGACCGCUUGGACACCAGUGCACACAAGGCCAAGGGCUUACUGGCCCCAAGGAGGAAUCGUCCGUCUCGCAACAAACUGAAGGAGAACCUUGGCGCGUCCCCUUGCCAGUCGCAGGAGAACAAGGAAGAGGGGGAGGAUGCAGAGGAGGACUAUGCCAGGAGGAGGAGGUCCAUCCAGGAGAGCCUGUCCCUGCCAGUGCCCAUCUGUUACCCUGGGAACGGCCAGAAGGACGAGAUCACCGAGGCUGGGGAGAGAUCCAGGAGCAAGCUGGAGCUCUCCAGCAGCUCCUCCCUGCCCCCGUCCCAGAGAAACAGCGCCGAGAGUGGGAGCAGUCCUUCUCUGUCGCCGCCUAAAGAUACCUCUUCGCUCUCGCCACACUCCCCCUCAGGGCUCCUGCGCAAUGUCAAGAAAAGGGAGUCCAAGGGGAAGGGCAAGGAGCUUAAAGAUGAGACAAAUGAGAGUUCUUCAGCAGGAAAACCCAAAAAGACGAUUUUUGGUGGCCUUCGGAAGUCUGGUGGCAAAGGGAAGAAACAUGACAAGGAGGCGAUGCGAGCAUCUCUGGACAGCAGGGGUUCUGCCGAGCUCCUGGAGGAAUCUGGAGGGAACCUGUCCCCCUCUGAGUCCAUGACCUCUAUACCCACCUGUAUGCCCUUCUCCUGGUUUGGGGACAGAGACAGAGACAGGGACAAGGAGCCCUCGUCCUCCAGCAGCAGCCUACCAUAYGCAGCCACUGAGACCAGCAGCGAGCAGAGCCAGGACCGCAAAAACAAGAGUUUGUCAGUCAUAGAUGAUUCAAACCCUGGCAGCCCCAGUUCAGACAUCACAGGCUUAGUUGCAGAGCCCAAUCUGUCUGGGCGCUCGCAUACUUUAGUCUUCUCGUCCAGUGAGACCCUGGAUGAUGAGCCAGUACCCACGGGGAAGGAGUACCAAUGGCAGAACCGCCCUGUCUCAGAGUGGACYAAUCAGCAAAUCUGUCACUGGUUGAUGGGCAUGAACAUGGACCAAUACACUCCUGAGUUCACUGCCAAGGGUGUGGAUGGCCAUCAGCUCAUGCACCUGGACAGUGACAAGUUGAAGGCCCUGGGUGUGUCCAGCCAGAGUGACCGGGCCACCAUCAAGAAGAAGCUGAAGGACAUGAGGAAGGCCCAGGAGAAGCUGGAGAAACAGAGGGAGAAAAGGGAGAAGGAGGCACGACGCAGCGGGAGGCUGCCUCCCAACACUGACUCUGUCUGCUGAGCUGCCCUAGAGGUGACCCACUCUCUGUCGUAACAUAAUCCAAUGUCCCUCGGGUGAGGCAGGACAUUCAACGACCCCUGUAUCUGUUCUGUUUCACCUAUAGGCCUACGUAAGUGCCAUCCACUUCACAGUAGUUACUAAGAGAACACAAGCACAGUCACACACAGUACUGAGACUAUAACGGCCAGUAAUGAUAAUGCUAGUUUAACAGUGUUGAUUUAAUGUGCCAAUUGGAAGAAUCAUCUGAAAAUAGCCCUAUUUGUCAUUGGGUUAUUCACAAGAACACACAAGCUGGCUCUGCUUUUUAAUCAAAUCAAACACACUGACAGCCCUGUUUCCAGCAGUAUCUGUAUCACGUCAUCAUUGUGAUAGAUUGGGGAAACGGGGAUUUCUGAAAGUGAUACUGUAAUAUUGACAAGUGUUGGAGACAUGACCAAUAACAAAACCCAACAUGUUUUUUACCACUAUAAAGCUAUAGAAGUACUUUUAUCMAUUUUAAAAGUUUCCAGAUAUGUAGUUGCAGCAUUUGUGCACAUUUACCCAUACAACAAGUGGAAUGAAUUCAGUACGGCUUUGUGUUUUUUAUAUUGUAUUUUUGCUAGCAUAACUUUCCUGUAACCAUGUACAGAUCUUUUCUUGCCGGAACUUUGUACAGUUAUUGAGAUAAAAGCACUAUAUUGUCUUUUAAGCUUCAAAGCGUGAGGAGGUGUAUACAUUGUUUUAUUAACUGCAUAACUUUUAAAAAAUAAUUAAGGUUCAUAAUUUUAUAUAUACUUUUUCUACUAAGUAGAAUAGCCACUAGGAUGAGAGAAUUUUUGCUAAAUGAAAGGAAUCAAGUAAUGACAACGAACAAUGCUGCUGAUCCCCUCCCCAACUGUGCCUGUUUCGAGAAUGGAGGAUGUACUACUCUGUGGUCCUAUUGUGCCGAAGAGGUUUACGUGUUGCUGAGAUGGUACCAAGACAUGCAAUAUUAUUGUACACUGCAUGCACUGCUUGCUGACAGGGUGUGGGGUCCAUGGAAGUGUGUGCGCCUGUGACAAUAAAUCCAUUGAAUGGUUGGCUGUGUCUGUUGGGUGCAUGUUGAGCUUGUCCAUACCCAAGCAUUUUUUUCAAUGUACAUUAUAAAUUCAAGAAUGAUUCGUUUAUAUUUUGGAUGUAAAAACACUAGUUUAAUUCCCUCCACUUGUUCUAAUACAAAGAGCUAGAUCUUAUUAUUCUAUUCAUGGUACAUAUUGUAAAAGCAGCAUAAAAUAAACAAAUUCUCACACCAGA
Molecule: messenger RNA, 4296 nt
Organism: Salvelinus sp. IW2-2015
Lineage: Eukaryota; Metazoa; Chordata; Actinopteri; Salmoniformes; Salmonidae
Source: RefSeq, a predicted model, not a curated record